AUGUCGACGUCCAGCAAUGCUGCACCCAGCACAUCUUCUACAGCUCAUGCUAGCACUGAUGACAAAAUGGCACAAUUCUGGGAAAAGGUUCAUAGUGCAGUAAACAAAUUAAAUCAGAAGGGACCGGUCCAGCGAGUAGAAGCUCGGAGUGACGUAGACGUCCUUGCCGAGGUGAAACGUGUACACGAGAAAGUCAAAGGCCUUGUUGAUCGUCUGAAUGAGGUAUUAGAGAAGCUGACAGCUAAGCCAGAAAAUCCGAAGGCUGAAUCAGAGCAUUCAGAAGACAAGACACAAGCCACUGUUCACCCUACAGUUGUCUCAAACUUUAUUAAUGCCAUGACAAGCCAACUAGAACUUAUAGAGAAAGCAGAAAACGUGAUUGAUACAAAAAUACAAAACCUUAUCACACUCUCUGAGGAUGAAUCAUCAGAAAUUUUGACACUCCUUAAGUCAAUAAGUACAAUUGUAGAUGAAGCACUUACUUUAAAGUACCUAAAGUAA
Molecule: messenger RNA, 501 nt
Organism: Fomitiporia mediterranea MF3/22
Lineage: Eukaryota; Fungi; Basidiomycota; Agaricomycetes; Hymenochaetales; Hymenochaetaceae
Exons: 1
Coding region: 1-501 (166 amino acids)
Source: RefSeq, a predicted model, not a curated record